Dermacentor andersoni is the source of this 891-nucleotide messenger RNA. Its product is annotated as spermatocyte protein spe-26-like. Gene Ontology annotation, molecular function: protein binding. The record is from RefSeq and is a predicted model, not a curated record. Lineage: Eukaryota; Metazoa; Arthropoda; Arachnida; Ixodida; Ixodidae.
AUGCCGUACGCGAUGCUCUUCGUGGUGGGCGGCUGGAGCGACGGCAACGAGCGGGACGCCUGCGAGGCGUACGAUCCCCGGGCCGGGAGGUGGCUCAUGAAGCACAUGCAGGGAUUCGGGCCCAGGGCGUACCACGGCGUGGCGCUUCUGCGCAAUCGGCUGUACGUGGUCGGGGGCAUGCAGGACAGCGCCUACCUGCGCUCCUGCGACUGCUUCGACAUCGAGCGCUGCACGUGGGAGGCCCGUUCGAGCCUGAACAUCGCUCGGGGCUACGUCUCCGCCGUGGCCCUGGACGGCUACGUGUACGCCGUCGGAGGGCGCAACGCCAGCGAACGCACAGCCUCCGUGGAGCGCUACAGCCCGCGCUCCAACCAGUGGACCCUGGUGUCCGCCAUGAAGAGAAGACGCAGCGAUGGCGCCGCUUGCGCCUUCAAAGGCAAGUUACGACAGCGCUGCAGAACAUCUGUUCAAUGCUUAAAGUUGUACGUCGACUCCCAUGCCCUCUUCGCAGGCAAGAUAUACGUGAGCGGCGGCUUCAACGGCCAGAAGGUGCUGACGAGCGUGGAAGAGUACACGCCGAGCCGCAACAUGUGGUGCCUAGUGCGGCAGCUGCCCAGUCCACGCUGCAGCCACCAGAUGGCGGUGCUCGGCGGGCGCAUCUACGUCAUCGGCGGAUACGAUGGCCGCCGACGGCUAAGCUCAGUGUUGGCCAGCAGAGAGGGCGAGGGGCCGCUGUGGUGGCGCUCCGUGACCCCCAUGAGGAUAGGCCGGAGCACCUUCGCCGUGGCGCUAUUCGAUGACGAGCUGUACGCCAUCGGCGGUUUCGACGGUGAGUGCCUCUGACGGGUCGAAAACCACAGGAGUGGUUUCGAGAAGCGUACCGACAAACCA